Molecule: messenger RNA, 2376 nt
Organism: Aspergillus melleus
Lineage: Eukaryota; Fungi; Ascomycota; Eurotiomycetes; Eurotiales; Aspergillaceae
Exons: 1
Coding region: 1-2376 (791 amino acids)
Molecular function (GO): catalytic activity; phosphopantetheine binding
Source: RefSeq, a predicted model, not a curated record
AUGCCUGUGGGGUGUACUGGCGAGCUAUUGAUCGAAGGAUUGAUUGUUGGCAAGGGCUACUUGUCCAACCCGAAUCAGACGGCAAAGGCGUUCAUCGAGAGCCCAGAAUGGCGCCGUCAAUUGCAGCCUGCACCUACUGGCCACCUGUACAAGACUGGAGACCUUGUGGAAUACGCGGGAGAUGGAAGCUUCCGCUACCAUGGCCGGAAGGACACACAAGCCAAAGUACACGGGCAGCGGUUGGAGCUGGGUGAAAUCGAGCAUCAUUUGCGCAGUGCAUUUGCAGUAGAACAUGUCGUUGCCGAAUUAAUUCGUUCUUCCCCGGAAGAUGGCACUGACCAUCGCCCCGACGUCUUCCUCACUGCAUUCGUUCACCAUCAAAACAAUGAGUCAAUGAAUACUACCAAUGAAGAGGGUGUGAUUCUUCCUCCAAGCGAUAGCUUCCGCGCUGCAUGCGCAAAUGCCGAGGUUGAGCUAUCCGACUCACUUCCACAAUUCAUGGUGCCAGAUGUAUUUCUGCCAAUAUCAUAUGUGCCGCUCACACCAUCCGGAAAGACCAAUCGGCGUGCCCUCCGUGAUCAAGUUGGUGAUUUAUCAUGGACAGCUAUGCAGAGGUAUCGAGCAACUGACACCGAGCCCGAGUUUCCAUCGACAGCGCAGGAGGACUCCUUACGCACGAUCUGGGCAGAGACCUUGAACCGGCCGAUAGGCGAUAUUGGAGUCGACGAUAGUUUCUUCCGCCUCGGAGGUGACUCGGUCAGCGCCAUGCAGAUGGCCGCGAGCUGCCAGGCGUCUGGAUUCAACAUUGUUGUCGCGGACAUCUUCCGCUGCCCAAGUAUCAGGAAACUAUCCGAGAAGGUCCAGAAGGCAUGUGGAUUGAUCCCGUUGGCGGCUGGGCUGGGGGAUACUCAAACUGAAACCCGGUUUGACCUGUCACCAAUUCAACAAUUCUUCUUUGACAGGGUACCCGAUGGACAUGACAAAUUUACAAUGGAGUUCCUGGUCCGGAUCGCUAGACCCCUCAUGGAGGCACAGGUAGAGGAAGCUAUACUAGCUUUGAGUGGGCGACAUGCUAUGCUACGGGCGCGAUUUGAAAAAGACAGUAACGGAUGCUGGGGCCAAGUGAUAGGAGAAAGCCUUCAGAAAGGCGUAUGUUUCCGACCGCACUGGCUUUGUUCAAUUCAUGACCACAAAGACCUGAAGAACAUUCUUGUUGGUGGUCGAGAAUUGCUCCGUCCAGCAGAAGGAACGCAAAUGGUCGCUAACCUUCUGAAUGCCAAAGAAGGGCAGUUCCUGUCACUGAUUGCGCACCACAUCGUUAUAGACCUUGUGUCAUGGCGAGUGCUGCUUCAGGAUCUGGAAGAUAUCCUGACGACUGGUCGACCUUUACAACCCACAUCAACUUCUUUCCAACAGUGGUGCAAGCUACAACGCGCACAUAUCAGGGAUGAGAUGGAUCCGCCAGAACCGUUAGCUUCUAACCCACCUCCAAUGGGCUACUGGGGCUCCUCGGCCAUUUGCACCGAAAACACUUGGGAUCGGGCAAUCCGAAGCACAGUCACAGUAGGGCGCGAUGCAACACAAGAUAUCCUGGGCAAGGCAAACGAUGCCUUUCAUACUCGUCCUGUCGAGCUCGUACAGGCAGCUGUUCUUUAUUCAUUUGUUCGGGUCUUCGAUGAUCGACAGGCGCCAACCAUCUUCACCGAAGGCCACGGACGAGAACCAUGGGACGCUCGUAUUGACAUAGCCCGUACUGUGGGCUGGUUUACUACUAUCGCACCAUUGUUCUUGGACGUGAAUAAGAGCCAUGACCUUCUUAGGUUGUUGGAACUGACAAAAGACGGCCGACGUAAACAGCUCAGUCACGGUUUCUCCUCAUUUUCACGCCGCUAUCUGCAAGGGGAGGACCGACGUAGCGAACAGGAUGACCUGCCGAUGGAAAUUCUGUUCAACUAUACAAGCCUUUUCCAGCAACUAGAACGCACGGACGCACUCCUUCAAUUCGCACAACUCCCCAGUGACAGCCUUUUAUCCAUGCCGGGAGACCUGCCUCGUUUCGCUUUGAUAGAUGUCAAUGCAGUCGUCAUGGACGGCUACCUCACCCUGAAUUUUAUACAUAAUUCCCGCAUGAAAAAUCAGACCCGCAUUAUGCAGUGGAUUGACAAGUGCCGAGAAACCCUCGAAGCUCUUCCUAUUAUGCUGCAGCAAGAACAGCGACUGACAGUGUCGGACCUUCCGCUAUUGUCAUUUGCGGAAGACAGCCAACUCCGAGAUCUGCUGCACAAUAUAUCUUCCCGGUUCGAUGUCCCGCGAAGCAAAUUGAGGACAUUUACCCAUGCACUCCAUUGCAACUCGGGAUAUAUAUCAGCCAACUGA